Messenger RNA from Trypanosoma grayi, 1233 nucleotides. RefSeq names its product putative WD-repeat containing protein. The record is from RefSeq and is a predicted model, not a curated record. Lineage: Eukaryota; Euglenozoa; Kinetoplastea; Trypanosomatida; Trypanosomatidae. Gene Ontology annotation, cellular component: cytosolic [4Fe-4S] assembly targeting complex. The coding region runs from base 1 to 1233 and encodes 410 amino acids. Gene Ontology annotation, biological process: iron-sulfur cluster assembly. Gene Ontology annotation, molecular function: protein binding. The transcript has a single exon.
AUGCAGCAAUCUGGUAAGACUACCUCUUGUGGUGAAAAGAGUAGUGGAUCUCAUAAAGAGCUUCCGUUAAAUCUGCCACACGAUGCACCACCUCUUCUCCAGUUAGACCCUGUCGCAGUCUUGGAAGGUCACACGGAUCGUGUGUGGUGUGUGUCGUGGUGUCCAACGGCAAAUGUCUUGGCGUCGUGCUCUGGCGAUGGCACAGUGCGGUUGUGGAGCUGCUCACAGCAUGCUUCGAUGAAUAAUGGCGAGUCGCAGGGUCUCCUGUGGGAGUGUAUUGGCACUCUGAAGGGUGAGCACAGUCGAACGAUUCGGCAUGUCUCCUGGAGUCCCACCGGCGAGUACAUUGCCUGUGCUUCCUUUGACCGAACGGCAACGGUGUGGAAACGGCCCUCGGACGACCCAGGGUGCUUCGAGUUCGAGCUGGAGGCUGUCCUCGACGGGCAUGAGAGUGAAGUGAAGUGUGUGAUGUGGGUGACCGAUAACACGUUAGCGACAUGCUCACGUGACCGAACAGUGUGGGUGUGGGAUCGCGUUGACGUCAAUGAAUUCGAAUGUGCAGGUGUUCUUGCGGGACAUGCGCAGGACGUAAAGGCAUGUGCAUGGAUGCUCCCCUCCGGGGGAGGUGAGAAACCGAUCCUGCUGUCAUGCUCGUAUGAUAACACCGUGAAGAUAUGGGCAGAGUCACACCGACGAGACGAUUGGUACUGCUUUCAGACGUUAGUACGUCACGAGGGAACCGUGUGGUCGAUUGCUGUGCAACCCAUCGAACAGUCAAUCGACGCACUACGUGAGGAUCGAGAGGACGAGAGGCCACGGGAGCAGCCUGACUACCAACCUUUGGUAUGCUGCUGCUCGGACGAUAAGAGCGUCUCAUUUUGGUCCCGCAAUGGGGAGGGUAAAUUCCGCACGGUGGCUUCCGCCACAGGAUUUGCGGAGCGUUCCGUCUACUCGGUGUGCUGGGCGCCUCUCAACAACAAUGCGCUUGUGGCAUGUGGCAGUGGCGACAACAAAUUGACCCUUUUGGGCCUGCACCAAUCACGGGGGUACGAUGAGGUUCAUGUUUCUGUUGUGGCAGAAGUGCCGUGCGCUCACGAAUCCGAUGUGAACAGCGUCGCGUUCUCCGCGCUCGCAAACGGAGACUUUAGUGACGAAAGUGAGGGCAAGGGCCUCCUGUUGGCCUCGGGCGGUGAUGACAACAAGGUACGCAUCUGGCGUGUGACAAAGGCGUAG